UUGCUCUGUGCACUCAUCCACAAUAUAUAUAUAUAAACCAUGUCCGCAGAAGACUUUGAACUUUCCCCAGGACAAAUUUCCGACUCUGUGCGCCACCAACUGGAAAUCGAGGAGGGCAACAAGAAUGUCCAGUACCAGCGAUUCCAUACCAAGCAGACCCAGGAUUACCUCGCCCACCUCCGGCCCAAGGUCAAGGACGUCGACCAAUUCUGGUUGAUCGUUUUGCUUUCUCACCAGAUUGUCGCUCCGCACGUCACUUCCAAGCUGGACCAGCAUGCGCUUUCUUUCCUCGAGGACAUUGAGCUCAAGCAGGAUGUGAACGACUUUCGACCUUAUGAGCUUGUAUUCCACUUCAAGGAGAACCCGUACUUUACGAACAAGACUCUUUCUAAAAAAUACACUCUCAAGAAGGGUAUCAAGCCCGCUCCCGCUGACGGCUCCGUCACUGAUGAGCUCCGCAAAUUCAACGAGGAACAGGAUCUGGAAGUGAACCGCGCGACUAUUGACUGGAAAGACGGCCAGAACCUGUGCGAAAGGAUGCCCCGCCAGGCUCAGGCUCAGCGUGAAGGUGGGGAAGCCGACGACCUCGAGGACGGUUUCGAGGGCGAUCCCGGAUCGUUCUUUUGGUACUUUCAGGAAAAGGCCGAUCGCUUCAACUUUGGCGAGCAAUUCAAGGACGAUAUCCUCCCCGAGGCGUUUGCGUACUUUGAAGGCCGUGGCGAGAGCGGGUUCGGCGGCGAGUCUGACGACGAGGACGAUUCGCUCGACGAGGAGGACGACGAGGACGAGGAUGAGAUUGAUUUGGAAGAGGAUGAAAAGCCCAAGAAGAAGAGAAAGGUUGGCGCGCAUUGAUCUGUUAAAGGGUGUUUCGGGUCCAGUUACGAGUCUCCAACUGGCGAUUAUUUAAUAUGGGUGAAUGGGUGUAAAUGUAACCGGCAAGAGAUGCAUAUGCUAUGAAC
Molecule: messenger RNA, 959 nt
Organism: Cryptococcus deneoformans JEC21
Lineage: Eukaryota; Fungi; Basidiomycota; Tremellomycetes; Tremellales; Cryptococcaceae
Exons: 8
Coding region: 40-852 (270 amino acids)
Biological process (GO): nucleosome assembly
Cellular component (GO): nucleus; chromatin
Molecular function (GO): histone binding; chromatin binding
Source: RefSeq, a predicted model, not a curated record